Molecule: messenger RNA, 1517 nt
Organism: Aegilops tauschii subsp. strangulata
Lineage: Eukaryota; Viridiplantae; Streptophyta; Magnoliopsida; Poales; Poaceae
Molecular function (GO): protein binding
Source: RefSeq, a predicted model, not a curated record
ACGGCAACGGAUCCCUGUGCGUGCUGCGUGCGUGUGGGUGUGCUGCCCGCAAGACGGGAUCUUUCCUUUCCUGAUUCCAACACAUUGUUGUUUCAUCCAAUGAUGAUGCGCUAGUCGCUAAUCCGCACGAAUUAUCCGCAAGAAUAUCAGGGCUGGGGUUUCUCGGCGUUGGCGACGGGCGGAGCCACAGAAAUGGGGGCCGAGAACAGCGGCUAAUUUUAGCCAGCAGCGGGGAGGAAAAAGCCUGAGGCAGCCGCUCGCCCGCCUGCCUCCAAGAAACCGCGGCGAUCUGUCGCCUAUCCAAUCGCCGCUGAACUCUAAUUCGAUUUGGUUUUUCCUGGGCGGUGGGAGAGGAUGCAGUGGGUGGGCCUGAGCUCGCCGCCGGCGGCGCCGACGGCGGUAUGGAUGCGGCGCCGUCCAAGAACAACGAGAUGGCCGCAGAGCUCGUCCGCCGCACGGAGGGCGGUCGUGGCGGCCGCGUCCUCGUCCCCACCGUCAUCCGAUGCCAACUCGAGCUCCAACUCGCCGGGUAGUGACGAGGAGGCGGAGGAGGCCGCGGGGAAGGCGGAGGGUGACAAGACGGCGGCGGCCUUCUUGUUGAGGAGCCAGAAGUACGCUAUGCUCAAGCAGCAGCUCGCCGUAGCCGCCCAACUCGAGGAUUACAAGGAGGCGGCGAGGCUGAGGGACUCGUUGAGGUUGUUCGAGGAAGAAGAGCCCGUCCUCCGCCUCCGCCGCUCGCUGAAGAAGGCGGUCGAGGAGGAGAGGUUUGCGGAUGCUGCCAAGUACAGAGAUGAACUGAUGAUUUUGGCUCCGCACUCCCUCCUCAAAUGUUCUAGUGAUGCUACAACUCUGGGGAUAAGGGUUCAAGUCAGGAGUGUCUAUAUUGAAAGCCGGAGCCAACCCUUAAAGGGGAAGUUCUUUUUUGCCUACAGAAUCAGAAUUACAAAUAAUUCUCAGCGUGCUGUACAGCUUCUCAGACGACACUGGAUUGUCACUGAUGCGAAUGGAAGGACAGAGAAUGUUUGGGGUGUUGGUGUAGUGGGAGAGCAACCUGUGAUAUUCCCAAAGACGGGUUUUGAGUACUCAUCCGCAUGCCCACUAAACACUCCAAAUGGGAGAAUGGAAGGUGAUUUUGAGAUGAAGCACAUUGACAAGGUUGGAUCCUCGACAUUCAAUAUCGCUAUCGCACCAUUCUCUCUGUCAAUCCUCGGGGACGACAACGACGCUCCCCUCUGAAGGUGAUUGAGUAGCAGGGCGAGUUUGAAGAAAACGGCAAUGCCAGUAAGAGUUUGCACAAAUACACAAACACUUGUUAGCGAAGUAUUUAGAGCAUGGAACUUAGUCCAGACUGAUGUUAUAUCUACUAUAAAAAAAAGAGUCAAAUGUGAAUGGUGAAGGCAUUGGAAUGUAUGGAAAUUAACACGGAUCUUGUAAAUUUGUGGGCUAUGAGCGCUUACUGUAUCAAUUCCACUUUUGAAUGUACAGCAUAUAGAAAGCUUUGUUGAUUUGCGUGUUUA